This is a messenger RNA of Mercenaria mercenaria, 7555 nucleotides long. RefSeq names its product molybdate-anion transporter-like. Bases 135 to 1496 code for a protein of 453 amino acids. Gene Ontology annotation, biological process: molybdate ion transport. Gene Ontology annotation, molecular function: molybdate ion transmembrane transporter activity. The record is from RefSeq and is a predicted model, not a curated record. The transcript is spliced from 2 exons. Gene Ontology annotation, cellular component: membrane. NCBI's taxonomy places the organism in Eukaryota, Metazoa, Mollusca, Bivalvia, Venerida, Veneridae.
GACGGCUCUUGUUCUUUUUCUUUCAGAUUUUCAAAUGAAACAGGCAAAUAAAGACUGUGAAUGAAACAGAUUGUGAACCAAUGCAUUAGCUACAGCAUAUUUCUGUAGAAACAGUUGAAACAAACAUCGCCAAGAUGAUGGUAAUUGUGUAUGGAUGUUUUAUUGCAUUUGGUAUGGUUGCUGUAGUCCUGCAAGCCAUGGCAUACAAAACAAGACCAGAUGUGUCGGAAGGAAACAACCCGCAGUUUCUCAAAUUUCAAAGAGGUUAUUUUGCUGCUUACCUAACGGCCAUGUUCGCAGAUUGGCUGCAGGGACCAUACCUGUACAAGUUAUAUUCAUACUACGGAUUUCAAGAAGAACAAAUUGCAGUACUAUACGUGUUUGGGUUUGCGUCUACAGUGAUAAUUGGAAUGUGGGCACCUCUAGCAGCUGAUCAGUUUGGCAGAAAGAAGCUCUGUCUUUCAUUCACGGUCCUUUAUUCUGUAUCUUGUUUGUUGAAACUGUCAAGAAGCUAUGGGAUAUUGAUUCUUGGAAGAGUGAUUGGAGGUGUGGCUACUUCAGUUUUGUUCUCUGCAUUUGAAGCAUGGUAUGUACACGAACAUAUAGAGACACAUGACUUUCCAAAGGAAUGGAUAGCUGUAACAUUUGCUAAAGCAUCAACUUGGAAUGGAGUUCUUGCCGUGACUGCAGGAAUAGUAACAAAUAUUGUGUCGGAAUGGUUUUAUAUGGGACCUGUAGCACCAUAUAUGUUAGCCAUACCAUUCCUCAUAUUUGCUGGAAUUUUAGUAUCUACACACUGGAUUGAAAACUACAGUGGAAGCAAAGUGAAAUUUAAGAAAGUUUGUGCUGAUGGAUUCAAGGGAAUUAUGUCCAGUGAGAUGAUAUUUAUGGUAGGCGUUAUUGAAGCGCUUGUUGAAAGUGUUAUUUAUAUCAUCAUUUUCCUUUGGACUCCGAUUCUCGAUCCUAGUAAACCAUCGUUAGGAAUAGUUUUCUCAUGUUUUAUGGUCUGCAUUUUAGCGGGGCAAGGAUUGUUUCAAAUUUUAUCUAGUAAACAUAUCGAUGUUCCAGUUUUAUUAUUAUCUUCAUGCGGAAUUGCUCUGUUAGCUAAUUUGUUAUGCGUGCAUUCUACAGACCCAGAAAGCCGGAACCCAAAUCUCUCAUUCAUUGCAUUGUGUAUGUUCCAGUUCGGAGUCGGUAUUUAUUUUCCCGCGAUGGGAUAUUUACGAAGCCAUAUCAUUCCAGAACAGCAUCGUUGGAGUAUAAUGAACUGGUUCCGAGUUCCAAUAAAUCUUAUAUCAUGCAUUGUGCUCAUGUUGUUACAUGAAGAUAUGUUCAAACACGGGAACAGAAUGAUUUUCGUGAUUUGUUCUGGACUUCUUACAUUGUCCUUGCUGUGUGGAUUAAGGUUUUUCAAACUUGCAAAAGAAGAUGAAAGCUUAAAACAAAGUUCUCCAUUAAUGACAACAAACAAUAAUGGAAUCAGGUUUGACAGUUGAAAUUUGGUUAGGUUUUGAUUUUUACUCCAUUUUGCUUAUAAUUUAUUUUGUCCACAAUUGAAGUGGAUAAUGUGGGCAGUUGUUGGUAUUUUGUCCACAAUUGAAGUGGAUAAUGUGGGCAGUUGUUGGUAUUUUGUUUGUUUUAACCUCAAGGGAGGCACACAAAUGAGGCAUAUAGUUUAAUGAAAUGUCAGAACAGGGAGACACUGCUUGCUUCACCGUUGACGGCUUGAGGACCUGGGCUAGCUUGAGCAAUUUUUGUGGUCCACAGUCAUUAUACCCCCACAAAACGAAGUUUGGGGGGGGGGGGGGUAUAUAGGAGUGAGCUUGGCGGUCGGUUGGUCGGUCUGUUGGUUUUCAUGGUUUCCGGAUGAUAACUCUUGAAAGGCUUGACCGAUUUAAAUAAUUUUUGGUACACAGGUGCAACAUCAGAAAAUACAGGUAAAGCUUGAAUUUGGGGUCAGUAGGUCAAAGGUCAAGGUCACAGUGACCCUGAAAAGUAAAAUGGUUUCCAGAUGAUAACUCAUGAAAGGCUUGACCGAUUUAAAUAAUUUUUAGUACACAGGUGCCAAGUUCGACUUUGAGGUCUGUAGGUCAAAGGUCAAGGUCACAGUGACUGGGAACAGUUAAAUGGUUUCCGGAUGAUAACUUGAGAACGUUUGGGCCUAGGAUCAUAAAUUUUAGUACACAGGUGUAACAUUAUGAAAUACAGGUCAAGUUCUACUUUGAGAUCAGUAGGUCAAAGGUCAAGGUCACAGUGACUCGGAACAGAUAAACGGUUUCCAGAUGAUAACUUGAGAACGCUUGGGUCUAGGAUCAUAAAUUUUUGUACACAGGUGUAACAUGAUUGAAUACAGGUCACCUUCCACUUUGAGGCUAGUAGGUCAAAGGUCAAGGUCACAUUGACCCGGAACAUUUAAACUCACAGUUUUCGCACAAUAACUUCAGAGCGCUUGGGACUUACUAAGGAUCACAAAACUUAAUAGGGAGGUUGAUCAUGACCAGCAGAUGACAUGUAAUGAUUUUGAGUUCCAAAGGUCAAAGGUCAGAGUGACCCAGAACAUUUAAACCUUAUUCGGACAAUAACUUGAGAACGCUUAGGCCGAGGAUCUUGAAACUUCAUAGGGAGGUUGAUCAUGACCAGCAGAUGACCUCUAUUGAUUUUGAGGUCAGUAGGUCAAAGGUCAAGUUUGUUCAGCUUUGACAUUGGCUUAGUUCUGUGACAGUUGUGGGGGUAUAAUUCGUCACUCCUGUGACAACUCUAGUUUUCCUUAUAUUUUCUCUGUUUAGAUCUCAGUAAUCCUGGAUAACUAAAGUAUUUUGCUCAUCAUUUUGUGACUUUGACUGAUCAAUGUUUACUGUAUAUCAGUUUGUCCGUCUGUCCAUCCAAUAUCUUUGGUGUCUGUGCUAUAACAUUUAAACAAUUUAAGGGAUACUCUAGUGAAACUUUAUACAAAUAUUCAGCAUCUUGACUUGUGAGAUAUGCUGUUCCCAGCAGUCGGAUCUGACCCUCAAGGUCAUGGUCACAAGCAAGGACCAUAACCAACAACCAACAGACAAAGGCCCUCUGCUUCAGUGGCAUUUGUCACUUACUGGUAACUUUUCGUUGUCUUUACAUGAAACACUGGAUUUUGAUGCAAUUGUCAUCAUACAUGUAGUUGCUUUAAAUUAGUUUGUGUUAUUGGGAUUAUUUUUUUUUGCAACCUUUUGGGUAGCAAUAAUUGUUCUACAACAAAUAGAGAACAUGUACAAUUACUUUGAUAUGUUUGAUAUUUGUAUAUCAGCAGUGUUCGUGAACUGUAUCAGGCUAAAAAGAACUGUUUUACUAGAUACAGGAUAAUGGUGCAUUCUGUUUUAAUGAAAUUUCUUUUAUUUAAAAAGUUCUUUUUUCCUUGGUCCAAGUCAUUUCAUUUUGUUACAAUGAAUUGUUAAAAUAAUAUUUUGUUUGUUAAGCUCAUAGUGCUUUAUGCUUCUGUUUAGUAUGGAUUGCUAGGUAUUACUUUUUGUGCCCCCACCACUCAAUGGAGAGGGCAUAUAGAUUUGGUCUUUUCCGUGUAUCCAUCCAUUCGAAAAAAGUUGUGAAGUGCCUAGCUCAAAAAGUAACUGAUAUAAACUGAGGAAACCUUGCAUGGUUCUUUAUCAUGAUAUGAACUUGCGCACCUACUAUUUUCUGUCUGGCUCCGCCCCCUAUUUCCAGAGUUGUGGCCCCUGAAAAAGUAAAAAAUGCACAUUUUCACCUUGUGACGCGCCUAGCUUAAAAAGUAUUGAAACCUUGCAUGAGUCUUUAUCAUGAUGUGACCUUGCCCACUUGGCAUUCUUCUUGAGAUGUUAGCGCUAGUUACAAGAGUUAUGGCCCUUGAAAUAGCCAAAAUAGUGGAUUUUUUAUGAUGCUCAUACUCGUAAAGUAUAUGGCCAAGAAUAAAUGAAUCCUUUAUAUAAAAUGUUUGUUGAGGCUAUACCCCUUUAAGAAUGCAAACAUUUGAAUUAUUGCACCUUAUUUGUGACAAAUGUACCAGUGGGGGCACACCCUGUGUCCUACAGACACAUUCCAGUUUGCAGCUUGCUUAUAAGUAUGCCUUUAGAGCAUCAGUAAGUUGAUUUCUAACAUCACUGACCAUGUUUAAAGCAUAGAAAGUGCAGUUUUGCAAAAACAGUAUUCUCCAGGGCCGUAAAAACAUUUAGGGUCGUGCCAAAAAUUUAGGGUAGGUCGGGAUACUGGAAAUAAUUUUUUUUUAUGCCUCAGUGUAAUUCCAAUCAAUACAAUUUGUUCUUUUAAGGCAAAAAAUGCAAGAUUUACUUAAUGCAUGAAUACUCAUAGAUGUCUGUAAUAUUUACAUGUUGCAGCAUAUAGAAUACAUGAUCUGUAACUAUAUAAAUGCAGAAUACCAAUUUGUGGCUCCAGUUAAUUGAAAAUGCUGAACUGUACUAGGAAGGUACACAACUGUACAUGUAUAUUUUCUUUGUGCACUGUAAUCAUAGGAUGAAUUCACCAUAUGAAGGUAGUUUUGCAGUAUAAUAUAUGCCAGUGAGGAAUUAUUGCUUUUCACAUGAUAAAAAGUGUUAAUUUGUCUUUCUUUCAAAUAUAGCCAGGAUGAGGAAAUAAGAUGCUGUGUAUUCAUUACCAAGGGUAAAUGCAAAUUGUGAUUUUGAAAGAAGCUUUCUGCUUGCCUAUAAUCUGAAUAAUUACAUUUAUUCACUGAGGAUUGUUUACAAAUUAUGAAAAAUGCUUAGUACAGUUAAUUAAGAUCUUUGAACACAUUUUUUCAGAUGCAUACUUAAUGUGACAGCCAGUUAAGGAAACAAAUUUUUUGCAUACAUAGAAAUGUUUAUAAAUUCUCAUUCUUAUAAAGUGUUUAAGACUUAAAUGCUCUCGGGUUUUUUAUCUGUAGUUUUAUUUUAUUUUGGAUUAUUUAUGGUACUAUGUGUUUUUGUUCAUAUUGGUUGGUCAGUCUGUCUGUUGGUAGGUCUGUCAGUGGACAAUUUGGUUUCCAAUCAAUAAUUGGAUUAAUAUGGUCAUGAAUGUUUGCCAGUGAUCAUUAGAUUACCCUAUUGUUUUUGGGACCAGUAAGUCAAAUGUCAAAGUCUCAGUGACCUUAACUUUUAAACAAUUUUCAAUCAGUAAUGAAAACGCUUUAGCAUGUCAAACUUUAUAGAAUGAUUGUCUGUGAUCAGAAGAUCAGUGUUUGAUAUUGGUAUUUGGAUCAGUUAAGGCCAAAUGUCAGUGUGUCACCUUCAGACUAAAAUAUAUUUCUGAUCGUAACUGGAAAAUGUUUGGGUCUGUGUCCAUUUACUUCAUUGUAUGAUUGUCUAUGGUCAGUAAAAAGCCAGUGUUUUUUGGCAGGUUAGGCUGUUAUAGGACAAAUUCAAAGUGCCUCUGAGAUUUAAAACAGAUUCUGAUCAUUAACUGUAGAGAAUACUUUGGCCAAGGACUGUCAAACUUUAUAGGGCAGGUUCAUUGUGUCCUUGAUACUAAAACUUGUUUUCAUAACACAAGCUAGUGAAUGCAUAGACUUAAUAUUGUCUGUAAUCAGUAGAUCUGCUGUAUUGGGGUCAGGAGGGCAAAGGUCAAGGUCACAUACCCUUGAGAUUAAUAAUGGUUUAGGAACAACUGUAGGAAAAUACUUGGGCCUGCAGCCUGUAAACUUCAUAGCAUGACUGUAGUCACCAAAUGCCCCUUAAUGUUUUCGGGUCAUUCAGUCAAAGGCUAGGUCACAGCAUACUUGAAACUGAAAAUCACACACCCAAGAAUCUCGGACAGGCCAUUAGGGGGGAGAUGUGUGUUUUACAAACAGCUCCUGUUAAAUUCUUGCAUUGAUAUUUUACAUAUUUAUUCUUACUAGACAAACUAAUUAAAUCUGUAAGAAGUUACAUUGGAAACACAGAAUACAACCAAACAAAACAAUAGCAGAGUUUCCAUCCCUGAAGAAUUCUACAAUUUGGCUGAUGGUCCAUCAGAACACAAUAGACCACCCCUAGUCCUAGAAAGGUGCAAGGAUAGGUAAAAGCAACAUUGUUAAGACUAAAAUUGAUGAUGAAACUGUGAAAAAAAAGCACCAUUUAUAAGACAAACUUCGUGAAAUUGAUAUACUUCUGAAGAUAACUGUUUCAACAGAUGAAUGUUCUGACCUUAGGGAAAUUUUCAAGGAUUAAUGAAAAUUCAUUAUAUAUGUCAUUAUGUAAACAUAAUGUUUAAUCAAUUGCAUUUAAUCAGUAGUAUAGAUAAUGCUCCUUGUGGUUCUGGGACGAUCUGUGUAUGAAAAGAAUUGGAACCAUUGCCUUACCCUUGCAUGAUCGUAAGAGGCGACUUAUAGGGUCUUAACACUUGGUUUUGCUAUAACUCUGUGAUUCCAGCAGGUAUGCAAAUUUUGAUUUCAUACCUCAUGUUUUUAUUUCGAUGUAAAUGAGAUGAGAAACCAAAAUUUGUAGUCCUGUUUGGUGCCAUAUAACCUAUACUGUGUUGGUGCGCCAUAAAACCCAAAUAAAAAAUAUAAAUAAAUAAAUACUGCAUUUAAUCAUAUGUUCAAAAAAAAUAUUUAGUCAUUUAUCUACAGUCAGAAAUGCAGUUGUGCAUGUAGGUCAUCUUAUUUGUCCCCUACAAAAGGGCAUUAGCCUCUAAAGACCCACAAUUUUCAGAUUGUCUCAUUGUACAUGUAUAUAACAUCAUUAGAUUUUAAUGUCAUCAUCUGGAUUUACUUAAAUCUGCAUCAUCUUCAUGUAACAGUUUUCUUGUUGAUGAUCAAGAAAACUAUUGCUAACUUUUGUACAAAAGUUCCAAUGCCUGGAGAAUUGGAAUUAUACUGGUUUUUCUUGCUGUCAUGAUAUUAGUACUACAGAUAGUUGAAUAAUUAUGCCUCCCCUGACUAGGUGAGAUGGAUUUUGUCUAAUCUGUCUGUAACUCCAUCAGACGGGGGGUCAAAACACUUGUCAGGGCAUUUGAAUGAAAUUUCAAAGGAUUGAUAAGUGUCAAGUCUAGUUUGCGCAUAAAGGAUGGUUUUUACAUUUAGAUGUUUUUAAUUGAGUAAAGGCACUUGAUUUUUAUACAUAAAAUCAAAAUUUCUUGUUGGCGCGACUCCUAAACCCCGCGUCCAAUUUCUACAAAACUUCACAACAAAGGAUUGUUAUGAAGUGCAGGUUUGUGUCUGCAACACAUUCAGCUCUGAUUAUUAUGGAGUUAUGGCCCCCUAAAAAUCUGUCCUUAAUAAAAUUUACCCAGCUACUUCUGUAUUGUGUGUUAGACUUUAUUAAGACUAUAGGAAGGCUUAGUACCAAGCCAAGUUGUACAUGUUAUUGGUUUUAUGGUUGAAGGAUUUAAUGCAUAGGGAGACAUGUGUUUUGUUUAGCUCACCUGAGCAUGAAGUGCUCAAAGGUGAUCUUUUGUGAUCACCCUGUGUCCGUCUCCGUCCGUCUGUCGUCAACAAUUUGUUAACACUCCAGAGGUCACAAUUUUUGCCCGAUCGUAAUGAAAUUUGGUCAGAAUGUUACUCUAAAUAAAAUCGAUAUUGGGUCAUCUAGGGUCAAAAAUGAAGUCACCAGGUCAAAUCAAAGGAAAAGCUUGUUAA